AUGGUCAAACGAAAGAAACAAGAAAUUAAAAAGGAGGAAGACGCCGAAGAGCUGAUUCCGUCCAACGACGACGAGGACACGGAGGACGAAGAAAGUCCAGCGUCGUCGUCUCCACAUGCAAAGGGCGCAAGCAAAAAGAAAGGACGCAUCCAGCGAAAGACUCGGUCGCCAAGGAGGGCUUCGAGGAGGGCUAUGGCCAAAUUGAAGGAAGAAGACACGGAGGAUGAGGAGGAUGUAAAGGAUGAACAUGCUUCCAAUAUUGAUGCGGAUGAAACUGAAGAUGACGAAGCUUACAGCAAUCAAGACGGCAAAGGCGAUGGCAAAAGGGAUGACGACGAUGAGGAGGAGGGAGACGUGGCACAGCCCAAAAAGAAGCGCAAAACCGGCAAGGGAAAGCAUAAAUGUCCGCAUUGUGAAAAAGAAUUUUCUUCCGAAGGAGGCCUCAAGUAUCAUAUUGAUCAGUGUACCGAUCCGAAAAUUCUAGCCAAGGCCAACAAGAAGAAACGAACGAGGGGCAAAACCAAGACCAGAGGGACCGACACACCAAAAAGCUACAGCAAACGAUUUCGGGGCAAAUUGGAAGAUCGACGUUGUCCAGAUUGUGAUCGGGUAUUCACCAGUACUCUGGGAUUAAACUAUCAUAUUAGUCGCAAGGUUUGUCAACAGAACAACAAGUCAGACUCGAAACAGAUGAUUCUCAACAAUUUGGCACCUGGCGAACGAUUCAUGACUACCUUUGGUGUGGUCCAAGUCGUUUCGGAUGGUCGGGGUGAAUCUACAGCACCAGUGUGCAAGAUCCCGCCAACCGAGCUGCGGACAUACAAUUCCAAGAAAAUCAAGACCGAAAAGCAACGGCAUAAAUGCAUGGUUUCCAAGUACAUUCGAUUGCGAGCACGUAAGCGUCAGAUCAACAUGCUUUUGGAAGAAGGAAAAAGUAUCAACAAGACGUCGGUUUUUUUUGCCUAUCACGGUGGCAAUCCGACAGACCUGAACGAAAACAAAAAACUCGCGCCAAUGCCCCUACUGCCUGACGAUAUCCAUGUCCCUCCGGAAGCUUGUCCAGAUCGUAUGGUGGAGUGUGUGUGGGUGCAGCUAGAUGGCUCGAUUCCGGAGAAUCAAAAUUCUACGCAACGCUUGUUCCUCCAACGGCGCAUUCUGACUGAUCCAUAUGUUGGUAGUGGGAACAUUAAUGCUUGCGAAGACUGUGGCAGAAAGUUUACUUCGACUCCAGGCUACACAUAUCACGUCCGAAAUCGUGUGUGCAUUUCCAAAAAUGCGAAACUAUCAGCAGCUAGAAAAGAGACACAACAUACCUUGGAAGCGGGAGCAUCGCGCAUUCUUGCAAACAAAUGCUUCCCGCCUGAAUAUGAACCCCAACAGGACUUUGCUCCUCGAAAGAGGAAGGGGAAGAGAAAGAAGGUAUUCGGGAUGUACCCUGAGGUAGUCAUUUCCCUGGGAUACAAGGUAAUCAAAGAGGAUAUUAAGUUUACAGACGACAUGCUAUUUCAUGCGAGUACUGAAAUGGAAAUGAUGGGCUCCAACGCACCCCCACCCACCCUAUCCCUAACUAAGGAUGCACCCGAAAAGAUUAUGGAAGACCUAGCAAAGAAGCUAGAAGAGCGCCAACGUGUUUCCGACGACCAGAAGUAUGGGUCCAUGUAUAAGGAAGUGUACAAGGCUCUUCGAUACACAAAACCAAAGAAUCGGAAAGAUAUUGGAUCUAGUUUACGUCGCAAACGAGCGAAAGUUGUCAAGCCGACUCCUCCCAUUAUUGAUAUUUCUGCGCUCGCGGAUGAGAUUGAUUCCGGUCGGUAUCCGAGUAAGAAGCGAUACAAGGGAGACGAUCACACUGAUUAUUGUGCCAUUUGCAAGGACGUAGGUAGCUUGUUGUGUUGUGAUUUCUGCCGGAAUGCUGUGCACAUGCAUUGCAUGGCCGAUAAGUUCACCAUCAAGGCUCCCGAGCCAGACGAAGAUUUCAUGUGUCAUAAGUGCAUUCAAACCAUCAUGGCACGAAGAAAGCGUGCGGAAGGCCGGCGUCUUAAGAAACAAGAAAAGGAUGAGGCGGAUAGGAUUACAAUUCAGAGACAGAACCCAGAUAUCAAGGCGGGAAUGGAGUAUGAACAAUUGGCAAGCAAGGGACAAGAAUAUUCCGAGCUAAUCGAACUGCUGCAAGAUGCUCGACAACGAUUGCGACAAUCUUUGGCCACAAGCAAGAUGAAUGACAUUCGCAGAAAACUGAUGCAGUUUGACUAG
Molecule: messenger RNA, 2253 nt
Organism: Cylindrotheca closterium
Lineage: Eukaryota; Bacillariophyta; Bacillariophyceae; Bacillariales; Bacillariaceae
Source: the annotation of a GenBank genome assembly